AUUCAAAAUUACGUCAGGAAUUCAAAAAUUCAAAUUAUUACACCAACCAACACUACCUCGUAACUUAUCAACACUGGCCGCUUUAUCCAUCGAUGAACUUCCAUCACCAUUCGAUAUUUUCCUUUGUCAAAAAAAAGUAAAUAAACGAAUUUUACUGUCCAACAAAUCGAAUCAAAAUCACAUUACAACAAAUGGACGACGAGGAGACAGCAGAAAUCAAUUCGGGUCAGCAGUCGACAGACGCAGUGGGGGCCCAAGGCUAUGCAAAUGGUGGGGCGGGGGCGAUGGGGGAGCCGAGAAUGCAGCCUCCGGAGGAUGCGCAUGAAAGCGAGGAGGUACAGCUGCAGCCUCAGCAACAGGAGGAGCCACAGGAAACUGGGAACAGUGCAAUAGAUCCCCUGCAGGCAGCGGGGGAAGACGACGUUUUCGCAGAUCCGGAUGAGGAGCGAGCAGACGCUAGUAGUGACAUGUCUCUCGAGAGUCGCGGCAGCGAAGAUGACUCCGAUUUAGAGGCCCUGCCCCGCUGGAUGAUUCCACCGAACCGCCAUAUUUCCGCUGUGGAGCAGAUGGUGGCGCAGGCCCGCAACCGGGAUGGAGGAAUAGCUGCCCUGCUUAACCGGGAUAAUUUCCUGCAGCGAGUGCGUAGCAUGGUCUUCAGCCAGGAGCGGCGUCGCAGUCGAACUAGCGAUGAGACCAGCCAGGAGGAGGCCGAACCUUCAAACCCAAUCCUGCCACCGCCGCCAGCACCCGCACAGCUCGACAUCGAGAUGGAGGAGGGCGUGCACUUUGAUACCAAUCUGCCGGCGGAGCACUCGUACUUUGGCACGCACCUGAGUCGCGUGCCAGGCGUGGACUACCUUGAGGUGGGCAGUACCCAUCACAUGCUCAUCUUCCUGCACCAGCAUAUCCUUUUUCCCGGCGAGGUUCUGCCCUUUAUGAUCGACGGGAGCAUGUUCGAUGACGACAUGCCUGGCCUGGAUGGCCUGAUCUUUGGCGUUGGCUUCCCGCUGAUGCAACCGCCGGAGAACAACCCGCACAAGUUGUACGGUGUCACCUGCCAGAUCUACGAGAGAGGUGAGAGCGACCGAGAGUUGGUGUUCUACAAGUCUCGAGCUCUGCAGCGCAUUGUCAUCAACUGCAACGACAUCCAGGGACCGCCGCACUACAUUGCUCGCAAUCCGACGACCAAGUGCUUCAGCAAAGUUAAGAUUUUGCCCGAGUAUUUCCUGCCCGAGCCCCUGCAAACCGUGGAUAUGGGUUCCAUGGCCCGGUUUAGGGAUAUUCCCUCAAUGCGGGACCAGUACCGCCGAUUUCAACUAGCCAGCACUCCCUGGCCGGCGGACGCCUGUCAGGAGUAUGCCUUUGACGACAUUGUGGAGCGCGCUCGCAAGAAGCUGGAGAUUCACAAGAUUAAUACCAUGCCAAAAUGUCCCAUCCAGCUGUCGUUCUGGCUGGUGCGAAACCUCCACCUAAACGAGAAGAUGAUGCGGCAAACCUUCCUUACAGACUCGGUGAACACUCGCCUCCAGUUGAUCGGGAGCACGCUGAAGGAGGAGUCCUUCUUCUACUGCCGCUAUUGCAACAGCAGCCUGGCCCACUGCUCGGAUCUAUUUGCCAUGUCCAAGCACGGGGUACAGACGCAGUACUGCAAUCCAGAGGGCUACAUCCAUGAGACAAACACCGUGUACCGGGUAAGACAGCAUGCCAUCGGCUACAGCGGUGAGCCAUCCACCAAAUUCAGCUGGUUUCCGGGCUACCAGUGGCACAGCAUUCUGUGCAAGUUUUGCGCUCAACACGUCGGAUGGGAGUUCAAGGCGGUGCAGCCAAAUCUCGCUCCCAAGGUGUUCUUCGGCCUGGCUGGGUCUAGCGUUCGGAUUGGAGGGGCCAGCGAGAACACAGUCAACGGCAGCUCGUUUGUGGUGCGGAACAUGUUGCGCCUGAUCUCCAAUGAGAUGGAAUGAGGUUGGCGCGCUGUGAAGCGUUGCUUCUGUUGCUGCCGUUGUACGAAUGACAAUGCUUAAAUCGUUGCCCACCUAGGCGCGUCAGCUCCCAAGAUGUGGGAAAGAUUGAUCUACACAUAUGGAUGCGUAUAUGUUCUUUAGAUAAAAUAAAUU
Messenger RNA from Drosophila serrata, 2114 nucleotides. It is a transcript of the gene ohgt, whose product is annotated as E3 ubiquitin ligase component cereblon. The record is from RefSeq and is a predicted model, not a curated record. Lineage: Eukaryota; Metazoa; Arthropoda; Insecta; Diptera; Drosophilidae.